CCUGCAAUAGUAGACGAGGAUGUGGAUUUAGAUACUGUUGCGCGUCGUGUGCUAUGGGGCAAAAUGCCUAAUAGUGGACAAAUCUGCAUUGCUGUUGAUUACGUAAUAUGUAUUGGCAGGAAAGAAGAAUUGAUCAAGAAACUCAAAGAAUAUUUAAAGGAAUUUUAUGGCGAAAAUCCAAAAGAGUCUGCGGAUUACUCUCGAAUUAUAAACGAACAAAACUUUGACCGUCUAUCGAAAAUACUGGCAACGACAAAGGCGCAGAUAGCGCUAGGUGGACCACUGGAUCGUGACGACAGAUAUAUUCCACCGCAUAUUCUGGAUAACGUUCAGGAAGAUGAUUCGGUGAUGCAGGAGGAGGCAGCUUUUUGA
This is a messenger RNA of Gongylonema pulchrum, 372 nucleotides long. The record is from the annotation of a GenBank genome assembly. NCBI's taxonomy places the organism in Eukaryota, Metazoa, Nematoda, Chromadorea, Rhabditida, Gongylonematidae.